This is a messenger RNA of Owenia fusiformis, 2923 nucleotides long. The record is from the annotation of a GenBank genome assembly. Lineage: Eukaryota; Metazoa; Annelida; Polychaeta; Sabellida; Oweniidae.
AAUAAAGUAGCACACGAAAAUUACCAGGAGUACAGUAUUCAUGUUGAAUUAAUAACCUGCAUGUACAGGUAUAUACAAAUGAAAAGAAAUCAAUGAAAUUCAAGAUUAGAAUUUAAACCAGUAGCAGCUUCUUUUUAAUUUCAACACCUGCAGAAUUACAAUUCUCCAUUAAGGUUUCCAUUUCAACUUCAAAACACUUGGAACUGGAAGCAAGAACUAUGGGGAGGAAGAGCUACAUGUUAAAAAUAACAAAAUAUUUUGUAAUGGGUGUUUUUAUCUUUAUAUCAUUGAAUGUGCUACUUAGUGUUAUUCCUCUUACUAAUCAGGCAGAAUUGACAAAGACUAGUCAAAUCCAGCAAGAGAAUCACAACAUUGUCAAAGAAAACUUGCAUGGAAAUAGUGAUGUCUUGUAUGUCAAGGUCAAAGAAUUGGCUGAACUUGUUGUUGAAAUUCAACACGAAGCAGAUAAGGAUGACAAAAUCAGGAAACUUGCAGAGUAUUCAUUAAAUAAAAUUACCGAAAUUCUGAACACUCUUAAACCAGGUUUGGAUACAGUGGAUUCGCUUAAUACAAUACAACCAAAACCAGGUGAAACUACGAAAACAAUACAAAAUCCAAAUCAGGAUUAUUUUCAUAACAACAAAGACAACAUACACACUUAUUCCAAUGAACAAGGAGUGUUUAAGAAAACCAAUGAUAUGGUCCAAAAUAAAAAUCCAGAUAACUACAUACUAAGUGAGGUUGACCCUGACAAACUUUACACAGUUUGUCCAGAGAAGUAUACAAGCAGAGCCUACUUUGAUUUGAGAUAUGAUCUUUAUCCAAACUUGUUUGAGAAAUUACCAUGUCGACAUAGUCCUAAAUCAUUGCUGGUAACCAUGGUGAUGAAUCUAGCUUCAUAUCCAAACAAGGAAAUGAUACAAACUGUGGAAAGAAUCUCACAAGGUAUGGUUCAAUAUUUUCCUGAUAUACCAGUUAAAAUAGCGAUACGCAAGACACAUACUCAACCAACAAAGAGUCAUAAGCAAUUUGAGUUUAUCUCAUACUCCUCACAUCAGGCUGACAUAUGGAAUGAUUUAAUUUUACGAGUGGACACCCCAAACGUUUUAGUAGCCCGAAACAUUGAUUUAAUAACGGAUGAUAUAGCGCUGGAUAGAUUAAUCCGAGAGAUUGAUGAUUUAGACGUGCCUAUUAUAGGUGGAGCUUUAAGGACACCAGACGGCCACUGGAAUAUGGGAUGCCAGCAGACAGUGUUUAAAAACUAUACUGUUUCAUAUAAAAGUGGAUACAAACAAUCGAAGCAUGAUUGCAUAUAUUGUGACCACAUCCAGGGAUCAUUUCUUGCUAAAACAUCAUUCCUGAAAAAAAUUAAAUUCCACACUGGUAUGCGAAAUUCCCCUGGCUUGUUUGAGACUUUAUUCCUGGAUACGAAACUAUUGUCAGACAGGAGGCUAGCUGUUUGUCCAGAUAGUAUGUUUCAUACAAGACACACAAAAAUCCACAAGAGAAAGGAUUGGAUCCCAUUUGCUGCAUACUGGGGUAUAAAUAAAUUAAACCUUCCUGACGGGGUGAGUUUUCAUUUUACGUGUCAGGAGAGUAAUACUGUGAAGGAGACUGAAAUUGGCAUGGCAACACCACCCUGUCAGUUACAGGAGCUAGCAGAUGCUAUUAAAACAGUAAUGUCCAUUUGUAAUGAAAAUAAAAUCAUUCUGGAAAUUACUGCCGGGACAUUAUUAGGAGCCGUCAAAUUCAAUAAGAUACUACCAUGGGAGCUUGAUGCUGAUAUGAUAUUCUUAACCAAUCAAAUUGAGGCAUUUUCACAGCUUAGCGAAGAGUUUGAAAAUGCUGGUUAUAUUUUCGAUAUACGUCAAAAUACAUCCAACAUAUGGGACAGUUACAUUAUUGACAUUUAUACUUAUUUUUGGCAUAUUGAAAUCUUUGGGCAUCCCAGAAUGCAAUCUGAUGAAAUGUUACAAAAGAGACAGAUCCCGACAAAGGUUCUACUGGAUGGUCAAUGGGUGAAUGCACCUACAAAUCCAGGGGCUAAUGUUAGGAAUUAUGCAUGGCCAGAAAUAUACCGCCAUGCACAGCAUUUGUUUGAUGUCGGAGCCAUGAGUCAGUUUGAACUUUAUGAUACAAGCAAGUUCACACCGUGUCCUAAACCUGGUAACAUGAACUGUUUGGAUCAGUAUAAUACAGAUGGGAGUCUACAGUUUGAACAAAUCAACUUUUAGUAUAAUCCUUGUAGUGAGUCGUAUAUAGUGUUAUGAUGGUGUAAUUUCCGAGCAGAUCUUUGUUAAAAAUAAUAUCAUACUUCACUGAUUGCCUACCUCUCUUGGUUCGUAAAGUAAAUCUAUGAGAUUUUCAUCAAUAGGUGUCUCCACAUAUCUUGUCAUCUUGGAUGCAGUUAACUGAACACUCGUAGAAUGUGACUUAGACCAGGAUGAGGAUGCCACAAGGUUGUAGACUCUGAGAGACUUCCCCUCUGCCAGGACUUGUUGCAAAUCAUCAUUUGGUCUCCAGAUACUAAGUAAUGUACCUGUAAAUAAAUAAUAUAUAAAUAAAUAAAAAAUCAAAUUUUUAAUAAUAAUCUUACAAUUUAUUUGAUUUUGAGUUUCACUUAUUUCAUAAUUCUAGAUACAGUGAAACCAGUAUAUCCGAACACCUCUCUAAUCAGAACACCUCUCAAUGUGAACAAAAAAUUCAAAUAAAUAUUCUUUGAUGUCCUUAUCAUGUUCUGGCAUAAACUUUAUUUUAUUCAUAUUGCUUUUCUCUUUGCUAGCUGACAACUUCAUUUUUAUGUUAAUUCCAUAUUCUGAAGUGUGGCAACAUGUCUUACUUGUAUUACUGUCAAUAUCUUUGGUGUGGCUGCCAGCAAUUCGCACCUUCAGUAAGGGCACAACAUUCCUCUCAUACGACAUCU